Messenger RNA from Penicillium malachiteum, 1317 nucleotides. RefSeq lists its product as uncharacterized. Lineage: Eukaryota; Fungi; Ascomycota; Eurotiomycetes; Eurotiales; Aspergillaceae. The transcript has a single exon. The coding region runs from base 1 to 1317 and encodes 438 amino acids. The record is from RefSeq and is a predicted model, not a curated record.
AUGGCGAUGUCGACUGCGGGUAUCACCAACAGAGGCACAUGCCUUCUGCUCCUAACUCUUAUGGUAUUCAUGACACCAAGUCAUGCUUUCAAGAGUUAUGGAGCCGAUAUCUUCGCAAGAAGUGAUGAUUGCCCCAGCUCAUACGAUUACUGUGGAUGGGACCUUCCCUCCAACUUCUGCUGUUCCUCAUCCACAAGUUGUAUCACGACUGACAGUGAGACUACAAUCAUUUGCUGUCCAUCCGGAGAGAGCUGUAACUACAUCUCACCCAUAACCUGUGAUAUCCAAGAGCAAAACGCCACCGCUCACCCCGAAUCCUCAAUCAAGACAACCCUUCUCAACGGGACCCUCCCCACCUGCGGCGAGAAAUGCUGCCCAUUUGGGUACACCUGCGAGAACAGUCUAUGUGCGAUGAACACGAACGAAACCACACAGACAACCACAUUCUCCGGUGCAAGCACCGCAACAAGUACUAGCGAUAGCACCAGCACAAGCACAGACGCCAGCACGAUAACCUCAACCGCCUCAAGCACCGCCGCCGGAGCAACAUUCACACCAGUAACCACCUCCGUCUCCACAACCUCCAUAAACGCCGACUCAACCUCCUCAAAAACAACCACAUCUGGUUCCUCGUAUCCAACAAAAGCAGUCCUAGCGGGAUUCUUCCCAGGCGCUAUCUUUGGCACGAUCCUCGCACUCCUAAUAUCAACCUGUAUACGAAGACGCACGCAAAAGAAAAGAGACCUCGCAGAGUCCGAAGCCGCAAAGGUUCCAAGAAACUGGUCGAUUUCGAGCCCCAUUGCCUCAGAAGAUGCAUCCUAUCGAACGGAUUUCCUUCUCAGAAGUACAGAUGACAGACACACAUCAAUGAGUAGUCGAUCCAUGCGGUCAAUGCUAAACCGCUCCGGAUCCUGCGUUCGAAGUCUCUUCUCAAAUGGACAUGGGUAUCCAAGAGAUGAAGAUGUUCCACCUUUACCAACUCAACCUGAGUUUCCUACUACCCCGGAUAUGGUACAUGAUCCUGUUACACCGCCACGACAAAGGGCGCCUAGUACGGAGAGUAUUAAGGUCUACUCGCCCCCUGGUGCUUUUAUGCAGUCUAGGCGGUUCUUAGGUCCUGAGCCUUAUCCUGGUCGCAUUGCGAGACCGUCUACUACUUUUACGGAUUUGGUGCAGGCUGUUGGGUUCCAGGAGUCAAAGAGUCAGGCUAAGGAUGGGAAGGAGGAGAAGGAGGAAAAAGAGCCUAAGGGGAAUUUGUCGAACUUGAAGGAGAGUAAAGGGUCUUUCAAGGUGCAUCAUGUGAGGAAGAUUACUUGA